Messenger RNA from Amphibalanus amphitrite, 1833 nucleotides. RefSeq lists its product as uncharacterized. Lineage: Eukaryota; Metazoa; Arthropoda; Thecostraca; Balanomorpha; Balanidae. The coding region runs from base 394 to 882 and encodes 162 amino acids. The record is from RefSeq and is a predicted model, not a curated record. The transcript is spliced from 2 exons.
GGUCACCUCUGUUGCAUUCAAGGAUCAUCUUGAAGAUAUCUUGAAUAUUCAGCUGUUUUUUAUUCUGCCCACGACGAUUACCAGCCUUGACAGAAUCAUCCACGUGAGAACAAAGAAGACUUUUUGCAGUUUCAACUUCAUCGUCAUUAAAAUUCUCGGAAAUCAGGCGCACUAGUGUAUCCUGAGGUAUACUGUCGACCUUAUUCAGCAUGUAGCACAACAGUUCGUUGAUGAUUGUUGUCAUUUUACGAACUGCUUGCUGCCUUUUUCAAAAAGAAACUUCGAUUUUUGCGCUAGCACUGAUAGCCGAACUCUUGGAUCCCACUAAAGAAUCUUAUGAAUCCUGCCUCCUAAGUUUUGUCUGUCCACACUCCACGCAAGAUUACUUUACUAAUGCUCCACGGCCCAGGGACUUGCCUGAUGCUUUCACGUUGUCUCACGUUGUCUGCUGUAGCGAAAGCCCACGCGGUGAACCUUGGUCCCUCUAACUGUGUCUGUUCCCUUACCACAGAGGCGCACCCGAUGGAUCCGGCGGCGUUGGCCUGCUGCUCGGGACCCCGUCUGGACGACAUCCUACAAGAGAUUACCGAUGACCCGCGACACAGACGAUUCAAGCUGUUCGGGGGCCGGCCGGUGCGGCCGCGGCCACCGCCCGUCGCCACUGCCGUGUGCCGGCAGCGCACGCUACAGGAACUAAUAGCCGAGCUGGCGUCACCGCGCCGACUCUCCGACGCCGCCAGGGCAGACUCGGAGCAGCGGUGUCUGCGGCAUCUGGAGAUAAUGCGAGACCCGGCGGCGGAGCGCAGUUACGAGAGGUUGCGCUGCGAUCGGCCGCCGUUCGAGGACCGGCUGUUGGUGCUUAAUGAGGUAUUUACCAGCUGACAGCGCUCAGUGCACCGGCGCGUAGACUGAGGGGGAGGGGAUGGGGAAAGUGGGAUUGAGGGACUGGUGACUGAGCUGCGGGGGAGCAGCCUUGACUGAGGACUGAAGGACGAAACAGCUGCGGAAGACUGAACAGCUGAGACCAGUCACAUAUGUAGAUGACUGGUGACUGAACGAGGUGACUGGGGAAUGGGGUGAACGUGGGAGCCGUGGAGGAUCUCAGCUGCCUGGAGUCAUACAAAAGAGAGACGGUGGUGUCAGGGGUUAGACUUCCGAGCAUUGAUCUUCAGUGGUAUUCCAUUGUUGAUGACUGCCUCGGCCAGUAUCGGCCGUUGUUGCUGUGUGCUAGCUGUAGUUCGAUGGAACAUAUCUGGUUGUUUUUAAUUUAACAAGUUUUACGUAUUGUUACCGGUAUUUCCGCACGCACUAAUGUGUUGGUGUAGUGCACAUUUUGUGAAUGUUGUGUAAUGUUGGGUAAUGGGGUUAUGUGUGCAGUAUGGGCGGAUGGAUGGGUGAGGUUGAGUGUUCGCCGUUUGUGAGCGGUAUAUUGGACUCCUGCGGCCCCCGUCAGUCUCUGGGAUGUACCGGGGCGUUUGUACCUCGGAUCGUGUGUACGGUACGCGAUGUACGCCGUCCUCCUCAGCUGUGAUCGGGAUAUCCCGGGCUCCCGCGGAGCUUGGGAGAAUAUCGGGGGAAUAUAUCCACACUCCCGCGGAGUCUGGAUCUGUGUAUUGUUUGACUGUGAUGUCCACAGUCAGAUCCAUGUGAGCGCUCUAUUCCGCCGGCACUUGGUGCGGAAUCGCGCCGAUCGAGCCACUGGCGCGGGCCGUCGCUGCGCUGUCGCCCCUCCAUGCAGGGAUUUGUGGUGGCGAACGGCUCUGAGCCUAACAGUAACGUCAGACAUGAACUGGCGGGUAUCACAAGGUCUGACCAAUACAUGACUUAAUUGUU